CAAAACCCAGCAGUAUGACUGCAAAUGGUACAUUCCACUCACGGACCUCAGCUUCCAGAUGGUGGAUGAGUCAGAGGCAGUACCCAACAUCCCCCUGGUGCCAGAUGAGGAGCUGGAUGCCUUGAAGAUCAAGAUCUCCCAGAUCAAGAGUGAUAUCCAGAGAGAGAAGAGGGCGAACAAGGGCAGCAAGGCCAUGGAGAGGCUGAGGAAAAAGCUGUCAGAGCAGGAAUCCUUGCUGCUGCUGAUGUCCCCCAGCAUGGCCUUCAGGGUGCACAGCCGCAACGGCAAGAGCUACACAUUCCUGAUUUCCUCUGACUAUGAGCGAGCUGAAUGGAGAGAAAAUAUUCGAGAGCAGCAGAAGAAGUGUUUCAAAAGCUUCUCUUUGACCUCUGUGGAGCUGCAAAUGCUGACAAACUCGUGUGUAAAACUUCAGACCGUUCACCACAUUCCACUGACCAUCAACAAAGAAGAUGAUGAGUCUCCUGGGCUCUACGGCUUUCUGAAUGUUAUCGUCCACUCAGCAACUGGGUUUAAGCAGAGUUCAAAUCUGUACUGCACCCUAGAGGUGGAUUCCUUUGGAUAUUUUGUGAAUAAAGCAAAGACUCGAGUCUACAGGGACACAACUGAGCCAAACUGGAAUGAGGAGUUUGAGAUAGAGCUGGAAGGCUCCCAGACUCUGCGGAUACUGUGCUAUGAAAAGUGUUACAACAAAAUGAAGAUUGCCAAGGAGGACGGCGAGAGUGCAGACAGGCUCAUGGGGAAAGGCCAAGUCCAGCUGGACCCCCAGACCCUGCAGAACAGAGACUGGCAACGGACUGUCAUUGCCAUGAAUGGGGUUGAAGUAAAACUUUCAGUCAAGUUCACAAGCAGAGAGUUCAGCUUGAAGAGAAUGCCUUCCCGCAAACAGACAGGGGUCUUCGGGGUCAAGAUUGCCGUGGUCACAAAGAGAGAGAGGUCCAAAGUACCUUACAUUGUGCGCCAGUGUGUGGAGGAGAUUGAGCGCCGGGGCAUGGAGGAGGUGGGCAUCUACCGAGUAUCUGGAGUGGCCACGGACAUCCAGGCACUGAAGGCAGCUUUUGACGUCAAUAACAAGGAUGUAUCAGUGAUGAUGAGCGAGAUGGAUGUGAACGCCAUUGCUGGCACACUGAAGCUCUACUUCCGUGAGCUGCCUGAGCCCCUCUUCACUGAUGAGUUCUACCCUAACUUCGCUGAGGGCAUUGCUCUUUCAGACCCUGUUGCAAAGGAGAGCUGCAUGCUCAACUUGUUGCUGUCCCUCCCGGAAGCCAACCUGCUGACCUUCCUUUUCCUUCUGGACCACUUGAAAAGGGUGGCUGAAAAGGAGACGGUGAACAAGAUGUCCCUACACAACCUCGCCACAGUCUUUGGCCCCACGCUACUUCGACCCUCAGAAAAGGAAAGCAAGCUCCCUGCCAACCCCAGCCAGCCCAUCACCAUGACUGACAGCUGGUCCCUGGAGGUCAUGUCCCAGGUCCAAGUGUUGCUGUACUUCCUGCAGCUGGAGGCCAUCCCUGCCCCAGACAGCAAGAGACAGAGCAUCCUGUUUUCCACUGAAGUCUAAAGGCCUAGCAUCAUCUCAAGAGGCCAAGAGAACGACUUGGAAACCUGUGACUAAAGGGUCCAUUCGCAGAGUGGGAAUGGAACCUUCCUCUAUAACUGGGCCAUUCUCAAGCUCUGGGCCAUCUGCCAAGAGACAAGUACCCAAAGCAAAAGGCCAAUGGCCUACACAGAUCAUUCCAGAUGUGUCUGCAAGCCCCAGGCUGGCCUCGGACUGUGCUUUUUGCUUUUGCCACCAGAGGGCACCCCAAGCCAGCCCGACUUCUGCUGGCCUGCCUGCAAGGAAAAGAGGUGGUUAGCAGGAGUGGUUUUUAUUAACUUAAUUUAUCAUAGUUUAAAAAAUUUCAAGCCGGGAGUGGUGGCGUACACCUGUAGUCCCAGCACUUGGGAGGCAGAGGCAGGUGGAUCUCUGUGAAUUCAAGGCCAGCCUGGUCUACAUGGUGAGUUCCAGGACAGCUGGGGCUACAGGGAGACCCUGCUUCAAAAAGACAAAAAAAAAAAAAAAAAAAAAAAAAUUUCUACUGGGUCACUUGUCCUGAUGCACCCUCUUUGGGGAAUACGCCACCAGAUUCCCUCACUAUUGUGUCUUGAAUAAACGCUGCUGCUUCGUACAGUGGGGGCCACAGCCAUGUCCCUGUGUGGGUGGGAACAUUUGGAUUUCCCUGACUUAGAAAUUCUGCUCUAUUUGUAACAGGGUUUGAGAAGCUAAGUCAACACUGUAGCAUCCUGACUCUAUUUGCUGCUUGCUUUUUCUUUCUAAAAGGAUUUCUGUGCAGAAAUAGGUCUGUUUCCUGCUGUUUGCCCCUUGCUUUGUUUUUGCUGUUUGUACACUUUUCAGGAGGCCACUCCAUCUGCAGCUCAGAUGUGUCCAGGGACCAGACACCAAGGGAAAGGAGGCCCAGGUCAUGCACCUUACAGUUCCUUCCCCAGGGAGAGUGACCAUCGAUUCUGACUGCCUACUUGGCACUAGUUCUCCCUUUUGACUUACAAAGGCUGUGACUUCUCUGGCCUGCCUCUGCUCUCCUGUCCCUUGCUGCCCCACACACAGAUCGCUUCCUUUCCUUGCUCUCAACUGAACAGAUUUAGUUAACUUUUGUAGAAGUUUCUGCUCUGAAGCAGCAGGUUGCCAGUGACUUGUUUUAAAACUUUGAUCCGAAAUAGCUUUUUGAUACUUGAAUAUUUUUAAGUUUUAUACAUAGUUUCUAAUUUUUUUCCUAACAGAUUCAGAUACCUACUAAGAUACUAGAAUGUAUGCCGCGGACAGUGUGUGUCCCGGGAUCAUUUUGUCUUCCUUCAGAAGCCAGCUCUGUUUUCAUUUGGAGUCAUUUCUGAUGGUUCUGGAGCAUCAGAAACAUGGAGGUUAGGAAAGCCAGGCCUGGGAAUGGGAGCGCCUACUAAAGGCAGAUAGAAAGGUAGGUCCAGCUGCCAUCCUCCCACCCCAUGCUUCCUGCCCCUCAGUGAGAGCCAGGGUAGUCUCUGUAACUCUCCCCGGCCACCCAGCUUAGUGAAAAAAGAGCGUGGGAACCACCAAGUAUUUUGAAGAAGGAAAUCCAUAAAUAGUUGCAUCACUUUUUUAAAAAGAGGGUCUUGGACUCUCAAACUUGGGAGACUGAGAAAGAAAGAUUGCCAUGAGUUCAAGAUCGGCCUGGGCAAUGUAGUAAAUGCCAGGCUAGCCAGGGCUACAAUGUGAGGGACUUGGAAUAGGCAGGGAGAUGGAAUAAAGGAAACUGAUAGGUUUUGUUCCUGAGCUGGUCCUCUAGAAAGGGAUACCACUAAGCAGCAGAAGAAAGAAGGGCAUGGCUCAGAAGAAAAUGUAGAUUGUCAUAUGCAGACUCCUGUACCUGCUCAGAUACUCCAAGGGAGGUGGAUAUGUCUACGUACAGCACCUGCCAAGCCCAUGGCACAUGGUGAUCCCUGACAGCCAGGGCCAUGGACUUCCCCCAGGUCUGUUCUUAAACCUUCCCAAGGCGUUGAGCAGAAAACAAAAGCCCCUUGAGGGUGUCUUUCUGCAUACAGUGUUUUUUAAUUGGCCUUUUUUUCUGAGAGCAGAGCUACCCUGUGGGUGGUGAGAGCAGAAGCAGCCUCUGCCCUUGCAUGUUUCUGGGCCCAGUGGGUACCUCUGGCUUAGCUGCCCAUCCCUCUCCAUCUCAGUGGCUCUCCAGCCCUCUGAGGGGAACACACUUAGAAAAGCCAAACUCAGCCCUUAUUUCAGUUCCCUGUGUUGUCUCUUGAUUUAUAUCUGUCGCCUUGAAACUGGAAAGCAAUAUAUCGAUGUGCCAAUUUGCAUUCUCUUACCCACCUCCUUCCUCAUUUCACUUUUCUUUAUAUGGGUUGUGUGUUGUUUAAUGAUGGAAUGCCUGCUCUUUUCUUGUGUAGUUGUAAAUGUGCUCCUCCACCACCAAGCCAUGGUGGCAGUGGUGACUUUGGAGCUAGGCCUGCCUCUGUUACCCUGUCUCACACCUUGCAGGCCUGUGGGUUGGCAAAGCCAGUGUGAGGCUGGAAAAUGUAUGGUGUUUCUUGGAGUUUGGUGACUCAGCUUUCCCUCUGCAAAGAGGGUGAUAGCCCAGAAUCUAGUGGGACUGCCCAUCAGGUGUGGCCAUUGGACUCUAAAGCACAAAGUGAUGCUUUCUUGCCUUGCAACCUGGGUUCUGAGCACAGUGGGCUUGGUUUCCUGGUGGUAUCCUGGCCUCCCCAGUUGGUAGCUGCCCUCUUAGCUGCAAUCCUGCUUUUGAGCUCAGCUGUCUGUACUCCAUCCCCGUGUGCAGGAAGGACCACGGACACUUUAAUUAAAGUCUCCUGAGGCUAC
Nannospalax galili (Upper Galilee mountains blind mole rat) is the source of this 4381-nucleotide messenger RNA. RefSeq names its product breakpoint cluster region protein. Gene Ontology annotation, biological process: positive regulation of GTPase activity; intracellular signal transduction. The record is from RefSeq and is a predicted model, not a curated record. Lineage: Eukaryota; Metazoa; Chordata; Mammalia; Rodentia; Spalacidae. Gene Ontology annotation, cellular component: membrane. Gene Ontology annotation, molecular function: GTPase activator activity; guanyl-nucleotide exchange factor activity.